This is a messenger RNA of Carassius gibelio (silver crucian carp), 1134 nucleotides long. Its product is annotated as homeobox protein MSH-A-like. Bases 1 to 753 code for a protein of 250 amino acids. The record is from RefSeq and is a predicted model, not a curated record. Gene Ontology annotation, cellular component: nucleus. Gene Ontology annotation, molecular function: RNA polymerase II transcription regulatory region sequence-specific DNA binding; DNA-binding transcription factor activity, RNA polymerase II-specific. The transcript is spliced from 2 exons. Gene Ontology annotation, biological process: regulation of transcription by RNA polymerase II; embryonic morphogenesis. Lineage: Eukaryota; Metazoa; Chordata; Actinopteri; Cypriniformes; Cyprinidae.
AUGAUUUCAGCUAAUUAUAAAGGUAAAACUUCCUCCGAUGAAGAAGAUGAUGAUCAGGGUUCACGGUCAUCUCCGUCGGAGCGUCCAGUCCAGGCGCAAAGUCUGUCUUUCAGCGUCGAAGCCCUCGUGUCGAAGAAAGGACGGAGUGAAUCAUCUUCACACGAACCGAGUUCGAUGCCCUGCUUUAUAAAUCCGGACGACCGAUCACUGAUCUAUCCAGAGUCGGUGGAUUUCCCCAAACGCUGUCAAUCUGUCAAAGAGGACUCUUCCUGGAUCAAUAAACCCAGAUUAUCACCACGAGCGCAGAGUCCCGCGACAUGCACUCUCCGAAAGCACAAGACGAACCGUAAACCCCGAACCCCUUUCACCACAGCUCAACUCUUGGCCCUUGAGAGGAAGUUUCGUCAGAAGCAAUACCUGUCUAUCGCCGAACGCGGCGAAUUCUCCAGCUCUCUCAGCCUGACCGAGACCCAGGUGAAGAUCUGGUUCCAGAACCGAAGAGCGAAGGCCAAGCGGCUGCAGGAGGCAGAGCUGGAGAGGAUCAAAAUGACCAGCAAACUCCUCUUACAUCCCGGCCUCAGUCUGCCGUUUCCACUCUGUACGCAGACCCAGACAGCAGCUCUCUUGUGCGGACAGUCUUUCCACUUCAGCAGACACAUGCUGCCCUUUGCACCUCCAGGAAUAUACUCCACACCGAUGGCUUACAGAGUGUGUCCUCUCUCCAAAGACGGCUUCUCUGUGGAGCCAGUCUAGAGGAUAUCUAUCUAUUCCUGGAAACACUUCUGGUUUAUCUGCUGGACAUACUGACAUUAUACAAUUGUAUGUAUGCUUAGGAUUACUUUAAUUAUCAUUGUUAAAUGUUACUUUACACUCUUAAAAAUUAAGGAUCCUAAAAGAGGUUUUCUGAUGAAAUAGAAGCAUUCUGGGUUCACCAAAGAACCUUCCAGUGAACAGUUUAAUAAAAGAACCUUUUUCUUUGUGUAAAUAACAUGGAAAGACCCUUUUAUACCAUGUUAAAGUUCCAUGGAUGUUAAAGAUUCUUCACAGAACCAAAGAUUCCAAAAAAGAAUCUUAAUUUGUAAGAGUGUAAUCUACUUUGGAAGCCACAAAGAAUAAAUGAAAUGUAGAUUAGCA